AUGCUCCCAAUCCUCCUCACCCUCUUCCUCACCACCCUCGCAGUCCAGGCCCGCUGCGAUCCAGACCCAUCACCACCCGGCCUCAUCGACCUCGGCUACGCCCGGCACAUCCCCACCUCCAUCAACACCACCGCCUCCGGCGUGCGCGUAGCCAUCUACAACAACAUCCGCUUCGCCCGGUCCCCCACAGGUGACCUCCGCUUCCGCGCCCCCAACACCGACCUCCCGCACGUCCCCGACAUCCAAGACGGCACUAACCCCGGCGGUCCAGGCGGACCGGGCGGGCCAAACGAUGUGUCGUGUAUUUCGUCGGCGCCGUGGUAUAUACCCUUUCCAGGGUUGAAUGGGACGACGUGGGGACAGGAGGAUUGCUUGUUUUUGGAUGUGUAUGUCCCCGAGGGGGUGAAGCCGGGGGAUGAUGUGCCGGUGUUGCAUAAUUUUCAUGGGAGUGCGUAUGCGUUUGGGAGUAAGGGGACGUUUUUUGAUCCGAUGGGGUUGUUUGAUGCGGUGGGGAAGGGCAAUGGGGGGAAGUUUAUUGCGGUUGCGAAUAAUUAUCGAAUGGGCGUCUCCGGCUUCACCUGGGCCCAAGGCGAAGACCUCGACGGCAACGUCGGCCUACUCGAUUGCCUCGCCGCGGCUGAAUGGACAUCCAAAUACAUCUACCACUUCGGUGGCGACCCCCAACGCAUCACUGCCAUCGGCCAGAGCGCCGGCGCGGGUAUCCUCUACUACCUCACCGUCCUCCACGACGCUCACGGCACGCUGGACACCCCCCUCCCCUUCCAACAAAUCUUCAUCUCCUCCCCCGCCGGCCCCCAACGCCGCAACGUCACAUCCCGCCAGCGCCAGCUCUUCGACCUCGUCCUCGACACAGCCAAUACCACCUCCCUAGCCGGCCUGCGCGCCCUGUCGGAGACUGACUUCAUCGCCCUCAACGACGCCAUGAUCAACCAAAUGCCCAGCGAAGGCGGCGGCGGCAACCUAGGCCCCAUCCUCGGUUUCGGCCCAGCCCCUGACGGAUCACGCAUCCCCGACAUCCCAUCCGCCCUAAUCCAGCGCGGAGCCGUCCACCACCACGACCUGAAGGGCCUCAUACUCGGCUCAAUGGCCAGCGAAGGGCAAACGACGUCGUCAGACGAGGGCAUGCCGGAUGCCUUUGGGGCGUUGGCACGGCGGACGCUGCCAAAUGCGAGUAAUGAGACGGUGCAGGAGGUGUUAGAUUUGUAUUAUACGCCUGGGUUGGAAUCGCAGCUGGCGUGGGAUUGGACGACGGAUGUGGUGUUUGCGUGUAAUGCGUUUAAUUUGGCGAGGGGGUUGCCGGGGAAGGCGAGGAGGUAUAUUAUGUCGACGCCGCCGGCGACGCAUGGGGAGGAUUUGCUGUAUUACUUCUACGUCGACGACGAACAGACCCCCGUGAGCGACCCGCAGCUGGUCGAGCCGUUCCAGACGAAGCUGCUGGCUUUCUUGCAUGGCGAGGACCCCCAGUGGCCGGUGUAUGGGGACGAUGAGCGUCUGUUCAACAUUACGGACUCGUUUGAGGCGACUACGCUGCCGGAUUCGCUGCGGGCGCGUUGUGAUUUGGUUAAUAAGCUGGUGUUUGACCCAGCGAAUGGGGCGUAA
This is a messenger RNA of Dichotomopilus funicola, 1620 nucleotides long. RefSeq names its product lipase. NCBI's taxonomy places the organism in Eukaryota, Fungi, Ascomycota, Sordariomycetes, Sordariales, Chaetomiaceae. Bases 1 to 1620 code for a protein of 539 amino acids. The transcript has 3 exons. The record is from RefSeq and is a predicted model, not a curated record.